CUUCCUCGCCAUUGUGGGCAGAGACAUGACCGUCCACGUGAUGCCUUGCUCCCCCCACUCCUCCCGACUGAGGAGGAAGAGCAGAGAGGGGAGGGGGCGCGAGGCAAGGAAAGCUCUGGGGGUGGGGGAAGGGGGGCGGUGUAAGGCUGAGUGAUUUCCUUCCGGCACGUCGCCCGCUCCAUGGGAGGGGGUGGGGGGUUUCACUUCCGGGACGGUGUUCCGGCCCAUUCCGGCCCAUUUCCACCCCCGGAGCUCUCACCCGUCCAGUGCCGACGGUAGCGAAAGACUUUCCUCCAGGGGCUUCCUCACUGGGGAAUUGCCGGAAAGAGCAAACAAAAAAGGCGCUGGUGUAGGCUCCAAAAUAAACACAUCUGAAUUCAUGAUGGCAUCGACAGAGGCUCUUAUUGGAUUAAAAGUUUCAAAACAAACAAUAACGCUUUGGAAAAAGGGUUGAAUGCACCCUCAGGCACGACCAUGGAGAAAGGUGGGAACAUACAAUUGGAGAUUCCUGACUUCAGCAACUCUGUCCUGAGCCAUCUAAACCAGUUGCGCAUGCAGGGCCGUCUCUGUGAUAUUGUGGUCAAUGUGCAAGGACAAGCUUUUCGGGCUCACAAAGUGGUGCUGGCUGCCAGCUCCCCCUAUUUCCGGGAUCACAUGUCCUUGAAUGAGAUGAGUACAGUCUCCAUUUCAGUCAUCAAGAACCCUACUGUUUUUGAACAGCUCCUUUCUUUCUGUUACACAGGGCGGAUAUGCCUGCAACUGGCAGAUAUCAUCAGCUACCUAACAGCUGCCAGUUUUCUGCAAAUGCAGCAUAUUAUAGACAAAUGUACACAGAUCCUGGAGGGCAUUCAUUUCAAAAUUAAUGUGGCUGAAGUUGAAGCAGAAUUAAGUCAAACAAGGACAAAGCAUCAAGAGAGACUUCCAGAGUCUCACAGGGUUACACCAAAUCUCAACCGCUCCCUUAGCCCACGACAUAAUACCCCAAAGGGAAACCGGCGAGGUCAGGUUAGUGCUGUGCUGGAUAUCAGAGAGCUAAGUCCUCCUGAGGAGUCCACCAGCCCUCAGAUCAUUGAACCAAGUUCUGAUGUAGAGAGCCGUGAGCCCAUUCUUCGGAUCAACCGAGCAGGACAGUGGUAUGUGGAGACAGGAGUGGCUGACCGUGGGGGUCGGAGUGAUGAUGAAGUUAGAGUUCUUGGAGCAGUACACAUCAAAACUGAAAAUCUGGAGGAGUGGCUUGGGCCUGAGAAUCAGCCUUCUGGAGAAGAUGGGAGUAGUGCAGAGGAAGUAACAGCCAUGGUCAUUGAUACCACAGGCCAUGGUUCUGUAGGACAGGAAAAUUACACUUUAGGGUCUUCAGGAGCCAAGGUGGCUCGGCCAACAAGCAGUGAAGUUGACAGAUUUAGCCCCUCCGGCAGUGUUGUUCCCUUGACAGAGAGACACAGAGCCAGAAGUGAGUCUCCUGGGAGAAUGGAUGAGCCUAAGCAACCCAGCUCCCAGGUAGAAGAGUCAGCAAUGAUGGGAGUAAGUGGCUAUGUGGAGUACCUCCGAGAGCAGGAAGUAUCUGAGCGGUGGUUCCGGUACAACCCUCGUCUCACCUGCAUCUAUUGCGCCAAAUCAUUCAACCAGAAGGGAAGCCUGGACCGCCACAUGCGCCUACACAUGGGGAUCACACCAUUCGUCUGCCGCAUGUGUGGCAAGAAGUAUACCCGGAAAGAUCAGCUGGAGUAUCAUAUCCGCAAGCACACAGGCAACAAGCCCUUUCACUGUCAUGUCUGUGGCAAAAGUUUCCCCUUCCAGGCCAUCUUGAAUCAGCACUUUCGCAAAAACCACCCUGGCUGUAUACCCCUGGAGGGGCCUCACAGCAUCUCCCCUGAAACAACUGUCACAUCUCGAGGACAAGCUGAGGAAGAGUCACCUUCACAGGAAGAGACAGUUGCUCCUGGGGAAGCUGCCCAGGGCUCUGUGUCCACCACUGGGCCAGAUUGAAACAUCCAGCGGGAGGGGGCUGACCCUCUUCCCCUUUGAGCCAUAAGCAGCCAGCAUCAGAGCCAUGGGCUGAUACUUAGAUUCACAAAAUGCCACAUCACUAGGCCAGAAGGUGCUCCCAAGAUGUUGCCAAACUGGAGGAUCAGCAACAUACACAAAAGCACUAAAGGCUCCUCCCUUCUUAUUGCCCGCCUCACACUUUGGAAAAUAAUCAAGCAAAUCAACUUUCUAAUUCAGGGAUCAACAGCCUUGGUUUGUUAACUUUAUAAGAAAAAAGGUUUUUUAACAAAACGAUGGUGAUAAAUGGUCAUUUAUCUAUCAGUCAUGUUUGAACACUGUACUUUGGUCCAUAUCAUCUUGGUGGCUAUAAUUGCCCAGAUCUAAAAAAUGCAGCAGGAGCCUCAACCAUCUGAAGCAGCCAACCACAAGAGAGGAGGUAGUCAUGAUGGUGAUGAGGAGGAGAAAUUUCUCCUCUUCCUUCCCUGCCAUAACAUGCAUUUUUGUGUUUCAAGAAAAAACAAAUGAAUACUGGUGGUUCUUAUUUUGAAAGGUUAGACUUUAUCUUUCCCCUGACUAGGCAUCUAAUACUUUGCCUGGUUAUUUCAUAUAAUCAGCCAUCUUGAAGCAGUAUUCUAGUGGACAGCAUCACCUGAAGCACUUGGCAACUGGGAGUGAAAUGAUCAGCAAAGUGUAUGCAAUAGGUACUGCUACAUUUGGGGGCUUGAGUGUUGUGUUGAGGAAGAGGAGAGCAGGGAGGGAAGUGUUUAUAUGUUUUGCAAAUAUCAAACAGCACAGAGCCGUUCUGCAACUUCCUGACUGGUAUUUGUAAACCAUAGUGCUACACAUCCUUGGGUAAUGGCUCUAGUUCAGGUGAAUUAAUGUGUUAGGCUGACUACCAAAGUUUCAUCCAGUCUCUUUGGCUCCUAUUUUCACAUUCAGCAAUAUUGUACAUCAAAAAUGUCACUUUCCAGUGAAAUGAGCCUGGAUUGUAUUUUUAAAUCCACAGGUCUCCAUAUUUGAUAACUUUUAUAUGAAGUUUUAAACAUGUUUUUUCUGCAGUAUUGUGGUUGAAGAAAUUCAACUCUAUGGUUCUUACUGCAACCACAAUUUCAUUUCCUUAUAAAUAUGUAAUAGUUUAUAUUUUCAGGCGUAUAGAAGAACCUCACUUAAACAUAACUAUGUCUCGGGUCUGCAAACCUAGUAAUUCAUAAACCAACCAUCAGCAAAUAGCUGGUGACUCCAAGAGCUUUGCUUUUUAAUAAUAUACUACAGGGCACUUAUCAGAAAACAUCAUGCAGAAUCAUGUUGCAAUAAAUGAUCAAAGGAUCAAUUUUGAUC
This is a messenger RNA of Nomascus leucogenys (northern white-cheeked gibbon), 3324 nucleotides long. It is a transcript of the gene ZBTB37, whose product is annotated as zinc finger and BTB domain containing 37. The record is from RefSeq and is a predicted model, not a curated record. Gene Ontology annotation, molecular function: DNA-binding transcription factor activity, RNA polymerase II-specific; protein binding; RNA polymerase II cis-regulatory region sequence-specific DNA binding. Gene Ontology annotation, biological process: regulation of transcription by RNA polymerase II. NCBI's taxonomy places the organism in Eukaryota, Metazoa, Chordata, Mammalia, Primates, Hylobatidae.